GCGCAGCCCCAGGUGCCCCCACGUUCAGUUCUCCGACCCCCGCGGGCACAGUCGCCCUGUCCGCGCCGGGUCGCCGCCCCCAAGUGGCCUGCCCGGCAGGCUGGAGCAUGCCUGGUCCCCGAGGACGGCCGGUGGGCGAUGUCUGUGGCGGCGGAGGGGCCGGCGGCGGAGGCUGGGGACGCUGCGGGAGAUGCUGCGGGAGAUGCUGCCGGAGAUGCUGCGACCGUGGCUGUGGCAGCCGGGCCCGGGGCGCCCCUUCUCCUGGCCGGCAACCGGCUGAGCCUGGACCUGCACCCAGGGGGCUGCCAGCGGCUGUUGCGUCUCUGCGCCCAGCAGCCCCUUCAGCUGCUGGAGGUAGAGUUUCUGCGGCUCAGUGGCCACGAGGACCCUCAGCUUCUGGGGGCUGCGCUGGCCCAGGUGCCCCGGAGCCUGCCUCACCUGCGCUCCCUGGUCCUCAAAGGCGGGCACCACCGGGACGCACAGGGCGCCUGCCUCCGUGGCUCCCUGGCCACGCUGCCCGCCAGCCUGAGUGGCCUGAGCAGCUUGGCCCACCUGGAUCUGAGCUUCAACCGCCUGGAGACACUGCCGGCCUGCGUCCCGCAGAUGCUCGGGCUGCACGCCCUCCUGCUCUCGCAUAACCGCCUGUCCUCACUGCCUGAGGCCCUGGGGGCGCUCCGCAGCCUCACCUUCCUCUCGGCCACCCACAACAGCCUGCAGAGGCUGCCCUCCACCCUGGGGUCCCUGCCUGCCCUGCAGCACCUCCAUCUCUCUGAGAACCUUCUGGAAACCCUGCCCCCUGAGGUUGGGGCCCUCAGCAGCCUCGUUGAGCUCAAUCUGGCCUCCAACCGGCUGCAGCGCCUCCCGGCCUCCUUGGCACAGCUCCGGUCCCUGCAGCUGUUGGUCCUGCACAGCAACCUCCUGACGUCAGUGCCCGCCGGCCUGGCCCGCCUCCCCCUGCUCACCCGGCUGGACCUGAGGGACAAUCAGCUCCAAGACUUGCCCCCUGAGCUGCUGGAUGCCCCCUUUGUCCGCCUGCAGGGCAACCCCCUUGGCAAGCUCCCCGAGAGCCCCACAGGGACCCCUGUGGCUCCCGAGAUGCCCAGGCUGCUCCUGACCUCAGACUUUGACAGCUUCCCCGUGACGCCCCAGGGCUGCUCCGUGACCCUGUCCUGUGGCGCGCGCCUGCAGUUCCCAGAGGGUGCGACCGCCACCCCUGUCACCAUCUGCUACCGCCGGUGGCUGCCGGAGCCACGCCUGGUUCCCCUGGGCCCCCACGACUGCCUGCUCAGCGCUGUCCUGGAGCUGCAGCCCCACGGGGUGUCCUUCCAGCAGGACGUGGGCCUGUGGCUGCUCUGCGCGCCCCCGCGGGUCCGGCGCUGGCGCGAGGUGGUGGUCAGGACCCUGAGCGGCGACAGCUGGAGCGACUUAGAGACUCACCUGGAGGAGGAGGCGCCCCAGCGGCUCUGGGCUCACUGCCGGGUGCCUCACUUCUCCUGGUUCCUCGUCGUUUCGCGCCCGGUGUCCGACGCCUGCCUGGUGCCACCAGAGGGAGCGCUGCUGUACUCCUCGGGACACCCCGGGGUCAGGGUCACCUUCCCCCCGGGGGCCGCCCGGGAGCCAUGCCACGUCCGCAUGCAGGUGGUGCGUGUGGCGGCCCGGGAGCUGCGCACCCUGCUCCAGGAGCCGGAGGCGGCCGCCAGCCCCCUGCUGUGCCUCUCCCAGCGCGGGGCCCCGGGCUUCCUGCACCCUGUCACUGUGCAGCUGCCUCUGCCCCCCGGCGUCACUGGCCUGAGUCUGGACCGCGGCCGCCUGCGCCUGCUGCACUGGGCCCCUCCCGCCCUCGCCUGGGACGACAUCACGGCGCAGGUGGCGCUGGAGCUCACCCACCUGUAUGCCCGCUUCCAGGUCACGCACUUCUCCUGGUACUGGCUGUGGUACACCACCAAGACUUGCGUGGGCGGGCUGGCACGCAGGGCCUGGGAGCGCCUGCGGCUGCACCGCGUCAACCUCAUCGCGCUGCAGAGACGCAGGGACCCCGAGCAGGUGCUGCUGCAGUGCCUGCCCCGCCACAAGGUGGACGCCGCCCUGCAGCGGCUGCUGGAGCGGUACCGCGGCCCCGAGCCCUCGGACACCGUGGAGAUGUUUGAGGGCGAGAGGUUCUUUGCGGCCUUCGAGCGCGGCAUCGCGGUGGACGCAGAGCGCCCCGACUGCGUGGAGGGCAGGGUCUGCUUCGUCUUCUACUCGCACCUGAAGAACAUGAAGGAGGUGUACGUGACGGCCACCCUGGACCGGGAGGCGCAGGCCGUGCGGGGCCAGGUGUCCUUCUACCGGGGGGCGGUGCCCGCGGAGGUGCCCGAGGAGGCCGAGGCCGCCCGGCAGAGGAAGGCUGCCGACGCACUGUGGAUGGCCACGCUGCCCAUCAAGCUGCCGAGACUGCCGGGGGCCCGGGCUGGCCCCGCGCUGGCCCCGCUGAACCUGGGCGAUGCUGAGACCGGCUUCCUGACCCAGAGCAACCUGCUGGGCGUGGCCGGGCGCCUGGGCUUGGACUGGCCGGCAGUGGCUCUGCGCCUGGGGACGCCCUACAGCGAGGUGCAGCGCAUACGACACGCCUUCCGGGACGACCUGGACGGGCAGAUCCGCCACAUGCUCUUCUCCUGGGCUGAGCGCCAGGCCGGGCGGCCGGGGGCCGUGGGGCUCCUGGUCCAGGCCCUGGAGCAGAGCGAGCGGCAGGACGUGGCGGACGAGGUGCGGACUGUCCUGGAGCUGGGUCGCCGCAAGUACCAGGCGGGCAUCCGGCGCACCAGCUUGGCCGCCCCCGGCCCUUCAGCACCGUCUGCCCCAGAGCCUGCCCAGGCGUAGGCCUCGGCAGCACCCCCGCCCAGGCCCACGUGUAACACGACGCAGCCUGUCCGUUGUCUCCGUGUGCAGUUCAUUGGGUGAUGGCGGGGUGGGCACUGAGGGCACCCGGGUGUGGGCGGCCGGCUCCUGCCCCCUCCGCUCUCCCCGCACCUGCCAUCCCUUCCUGUGGAUGCUGAUCACGGGGGGAGGAGAGGAGCCCGGCGGCGGCUCGAUGGCCACCAAGUCAGCUCCUGGGGCCGGCCGCCAGCC
Molecule: messenger RNA, 3108 nt
Organism: Talpa occidentalis (Iberian mole)
Lineage: Eukaryota; Metazoa; Chordata; Mammalia; Eulipotyphla; Talpidae
Gene: PIDD1
Product: p53-induced death domain protein 1
Exons: 16
Coding region: 139-2859 (906 amino acids)
Biological process (GO): DNA damage response; apoptotic process; signal transduction
Molecular function (GO): protein binding
Source: RefSeq, a predicted model, not a curated record